CUCUCGCUCUCUCGCUCGCUGCACUCCGCUCAGCUCUGCUGCAGUGGAUGGGGCUGGCAGCUCGCUCGCUCGCUGACAACCUGCCUCAGCGGAGGAGAACCCGGCGUCUUUCGCUGUUGUUGUUUUUUUUCGCACAACAACAUCACUUCCAUCCUCUUGGCUCCCAGGGGUGCGUUUACGUCGCCACUGACCCCUCCUCUCUUCACACACACUGACACGCACACACUUGCUCACACUCGGCUUACUCCUUCCCUGCGUCCUCGCUGUCAGAACAUCUGGAUACACGAAAAGCAACAGAAAACGGAAGGAGGAGAAGAAGAAGGGACAAAGUGUGAGGACAGUGCAUCAAGGAAGUCUUUUUACUUCUUUUUUUUAUCCAGCCCAUGCUUUGCUCCUUCUCACAUGUAACGGUGUGAUCCUCUGGGUUCCCUGCGAACCCACCGUCUCCUGCUCCUCCUCCUCCUCCUCCUCCUCCUCCUCCUCCUCCGUCUCCUCUUCCUCGUCCUCCUCUUCCUCCACCUCCUCCUCCUCCCUCCGAGACAGACAGUCGACCCACCGCUCUCUCUCCUCCCAUGCCGUCCUUGCUCAGGCUCCGUGUCAGACCAGCAGUAUUCAUGGUCGCCCUCGCAGUACUUCGAUGAGGACACCUACUCCACUCCUCCCAGGAACAUGAAGGGACUCUCCGGAGGCCGCCCCGCCCAGCUGCAGCUCACCUCCCCCACGUCGGCCCACACGUGCGGCCUGGCCGACUGCGAGCACUCCCUGGACCACCACCUCCACCAUGGGGAGUCCCGCUCGCCCUCCUACCUCCUCAGCCCCACGGAGAGCUGCCCCCUGGACGGCCACCACCGCUGCUCCCCGCGGAGCUCCAUCCACUCCGAGUGCAUGGCGAUGCCCUCCUCCAUGUCCAACACCGACCACUCCCUCUCCAGCAGCACCUUCCCCCGCAUGCACUACGGCGGCGGCACGCGGGACGCCGGCGGCGCCAGCAGGGAGUGCCGGGACGAGAUGGGCGGCGGCGGCGGUGGUGGUUGUGGAGGUGGAGGCGGCGGAGGCGGCGGCGGCGGCGGCGGGCUGUCCUCGCACGGCGGCAGCGGCAAAUCCAACCGCAUCCCGGCCAACCUGCUGGACCAGUUCGAGAAGCAGAUGCCCGUGCACCGCGGCGACGGCUUCCACACGCUGCAGUACCAGCGCACCACCACCACCACCACCACCACCGCCACCGAGCCGCGCAACGAGAGCCCCGGACGCAUCCGCCACCUGGUGCACUCGGUGCAGCGGCUCUUCACCAAGUCCCACUCGCUGGAGGGCUCGUCCAAGAUGAACGGCACCAAGGGCGACUCCCAGCGGGGCGAGGGCUCCAACCACCACCACCACCACCAGCACCAGCACGGCCACCACAAACACAGCAAGCGCAGCAAGAGCAAAGAGCGCAAGGCCGGCGACGGCGGCGGCGGCGGCGGCGGGGGUGGGGGCGGGGGCAGCAGCAAGCAGCGCUCGGGCGGCUGGUGGAGCUCGGACGACAACCUGGACAGCGACAGCACGUACCGGACGCCCAGCGUCAUGUCCCGCCACCCCCUGGAGCACAUGGGCCACUGCUACCCCCUGGACACCAUGCAGGCCCACCUGGCCGGGGACCACCUGUCCCUCAAGACGUCCAAGAGCAACAACGACGUCAAGUGCUCGGCGUGCGACAGCGUGGCCAUGGCGCCCGAGGGGAAGUUCAUGAAGCGGAGCUCCUGGUCCACGCUGACCGUCAGCCAGGCCAAGGAGGCCUACAGGAAGUCGAGUCUCAACCUGGAGAAGCCCAUGACGCCGACGGACCUCAAGCCCAACAUCAGGCCCUGUCACUUCCUGCAGGUGCCCCAGGACGAGUGGGGUGGCUACCCGGGCGGGGGUAAGGACGAUGAGAUCCCCUGCCGGCGGAUGCGGAGCAGCAGCUACGUCAAGGCCAUGGGGGACGAGGAGAGCGGCGAUUCGGACUCCAGCCCCAAGACCUCGCCCCAGAAGGCGGUCAAGAACUCCCUCAGGCCCCGGGAGCUGCUGGACUCCCAGAGCUCGUACCGCGUGGAUAAAAUGAACAGCGACAUGCGUAACUACAUCACCAAUUUCGCUGCAGACUUAAGUCAGAGCUACCACUUGCAGGCCAGAGACAUGCAUCCGGGCCUUGUCCUGGAUCCUUCUACCAACUACAACUCCCCUAAAUUUCGCUCCAGGAACCAAAGCUAUAUGCGCGCCGUUAGCACACUGAGCCAAGCUAGCUGUGUUAGCCAGGUGAGCCAGGUGAGCGAGACAGAGAUCAACGGUCAGUUCGAGUCGGUGUGCGAGUCGGUGUUCAGCGAGGUGGAGUCGCAGGCCAUGGAGGCCCUGGACCUGCCGGGCUGCUUCCGCACCAGGAGCCACAGUUACCUGCGGGCCAUUCAGGCGGGCUACUCCCAGGAUGACGACUGCAUCCCCUCAAUGGGCUCCUCCACUGUCACCUCCACCAUCAGGUCCACCACAGACAGAAAUUAUGUGCAGGAAGACUCUUGUUUACCUGAACGCGCCAGUGCACAUGAGGAUUUGGCCGACACAGUCCCUUUGGCUCAUGAUGAUCUAGGCUGUCCCAUUAGAAGAGACAGGCUCUACCAACCAGAACAUAUGCGGGCUGAAGUGAAACCUGUUUCCGGACCACCCGUUUCUCCAAUCUACUUUAGAUCCCCCAGAUCUAGCAUCCCAGAGCGGCCAUCACCAAAAGCCAUCCAGGCCAGUAUCAAAGAGUCGGCCACCCUGGCAGCAGCCAUCAGCAUGCAGUGGAAGGAGGAGGUCUCGGCCAUGCGCAGGGAACUAGCUGACCUCAGGAGGGACCUCUGCUCAGAGCUUCGUGCUUUCAAUAGCAACUUCAAUACUUUUACCCAGCAUUACAACACGUGGUCUCCCCAAGGUGGCGUGGUGGCAACUGCAGCUGGGGCAACUGGGGCAACUGCAAGUGGAGGGGUAGCAGGGGGAGCAGGAGAAGGGCUCAGAGCCUCAGGGGCAGAGAGAGGUGCUACUGGUGGAUUACGAGAGAAGAAAGUGUCCAAAGUGUCUGUUGGGACCCAGGCCAGGAGUAAGGUCCUAGUCAGGCAAAGCACUGCUGAUGCUGCGGUCAAUUGUCCAGAAGAGCACGAUGAACAAAAGAAGGAUACGGGAUCUCGCAGACACCUGCCAAAACAGCUCUCUAUGGAUCCAAGCAUUCUUGCCUCUCCACAGUCAAUGUUUGUAGAAAGUGCCAUACCUCUUUCUUUAGAUUCAAUACUUCCAGUCUGUGUGAAACCAAGCCAACGCUUGUCUUCGGUAGACCUGUCUCCUACGCCCUCGUCGGAGCUGCAAAGCGCGAGUGCCUCAGGUGCAGUCCCCAUUGAAGUGGUCAAUACUAAUGUCCAACAACCUGGUACAACAGGGUCAGCCAUUAAAAAACAGGAGGGGGAGCCAAAAGCAGUUCAACAAGACCCCGCUAUAGCUCCGGAGAUAACCUGUAUAGACAAAUUGAAGGAGGACUAUUCAGAGGCCAGAAAGCCGGAGCUGGUCAAAGUGAUAACAUCAUCUGAUAAGAAAGAAAUAACAGCCCUACCAUAUCCAGUCCCCAUAGUUACUGUUUCACCUCCAGAUGACCCACCACAAGAUGAAUCUACUCCAGAGUAUGCUUUUAUUCCUGAUUCAGAACCAGUUCUUCAAGACAAGGUUGCUGAAUGUUCCAGAGCAUACCCUGAAGACCCAAUAGAAACAACCUCAAAACCUCUGGACUCAACUGUGGGAUCUUUCUCUAUAAAUAUUGAUCAAGGAACUGUCUUCCCUUAUACAUCUCCACCUGAUUAUACAACUGCUACUGGAAUUAUUGUAGAGUCUGAGCAACAAUGCCCAACUAUUGUGGUAUCUGAAUACCCUGACCUUCCAACAAGCCCAACGGAUAGUGAUCCAAACACUGAUACCUUAACCCCCCUUUCGGAUCAUGCUUUUGAGCCCCUUCCAGGACCACCGGCCUCAGACUCAAGUUGUUCUUCCAUAACGGGGCAUGAUCGAUAUGACACGGCCAACUCUGCUGAACCUGAUUCUCAGGAACCAGAGUGGCCACCUCUUCCAGGUCCAACUGACACUGCACCUAUUUAUCAUGCUGAUCUUGUGCACUUUGACAUGGUGAUGUUGACCUCCUUUGACCAAGAUGACCUCGAUUCAGUGUUUAUGGAUCCUGAACCGGAUCCACUGGAUCUCAGUGUUGACUCAUCAUUUGAAACAGUGGAUUUUAACCCACCCCUCUUCCAAACAAUGUCCAGCCCAUGCCCGUCACAAUUUAAUGUGGAUCCAGAUGUGCCCUGCCUUCUUGAUUCUUCAGAAUUAUCUGAUUCGGCAUGUUGGGAUCCAACCAUGGAGGGUAGCUUGACUCCCAGGAUGCAGGCUGUUAUGGACCGCCACAAAGAUCCACUGCCACAGGUCAUUGUCACAAUCUCCCCCCCUAGUCCAGUCUUUCCUGAACCAGAGGAAUCAAUGGAUCUUGACUCUGGACCCAUUCACCCAGCCUCUCUUACAGACUCUGAUUCUCACCCGCUCGACUCAGAUCCGAUGCUGUCGGAUCCAGAAGACAUACAAGUACCAUCAAUAGACCUGCCAGCCGUUUUGCCAGCCGAUCCAAUAGAAACGCCACUAAGCAUGGAUCUAUCGGAGGACUUUGAGGCAGAAGAAGCCCCUAGCAGUCCAGAAAGGUCUUCAUGUGAGCAGGACUUCCUGUGGUACCGGUGGCAGAAGAGGGGCCGGGAGCCCACAGCGAUGCAUCGAAGCGCUAGCGUGGAACUAUGGAGUGGGAGAUACGAGUACAACAGUGCAGAAAUCACCUACAUGUCGCUAUCACUCUAAAAGCAAAGCCCAUUCUCAGCAGACAAAAUGUAGCAAUUAUAUUAAAACACUAUGUUUCGUAGCUACUGGAGCACAAUAGCUAUUGUGCUAUAGCACAAUAUAUAUAGCUAUAGCUCAAAAACAUGCUAUAGCUCUUCAUGCACAACACUACAAUAGUCUCAUCACAGGAUACAUUAAUGCCUGAAUUACAGUUCAUAUACAUUACAAAUUACACAGAAACUGAAAAUGAGUGAUCUCAAAUAUGUUGCAAUCUUGAUGUAAUAUUGCUCAAAAAAUAUACAUAGUAUGAACCGGCUGUGAAGCAGCUGUCUAACCAGAUAGUAUCACCAAUGCUAUUAUUUUACACUAGUGAACUGUUCCUCUUUCAAAGACUGCCCACAACAUUGAUGGAAGUGGAUUAACCACAGGUCACUUCCACCAAACCUAUUCCUUUGACUGAGACUCUGUUGGAGCUCUGUGGUUCACGACUGAAUAGAUUGCCUUUUUAAUGACUAUGUUUUGGCAAUCUCCCCACCGGCCAUGGAACUUCCCUUGACUUCUGCUGCUUUAAGCACUCCAGAAUGGAGCAAACUAAAUCUUGGCAGUUAUCAUAUAACUAUAAAUUCCAAGGACCCUUUGUUUACCAGGUGAUCAGCUCAGAGGACUUGUGAGAAAACAGGGACCCAAGCCGUUGCACAAUCUUAAGAAAGAGAUAAAUCAUGCUUCUUGCUCAGAGAAACUGAAUAAUUGGUCUCUAGUGCAUUUAAGGUGAGAUGUUCUGAGAUGUUCUGCCAAUGGAGAAAUAGUAUAGUAUGUAGCUUAUACAAAUGAACCUAUCUUACCGCGCUCGCACACACACACACACACACAC
Molecule: messenger RNA, 5719 nt
Organism: Gadus morhua (Atlantic cod)
Lineage: Eukaryota; Metazoa; Chordata; Actinopteri; Gadiformes; Gadidae
Gene: dlgap2a
Product: discs, large (Drosophila) homolog-associated protein 2a
Exons: 7
Coding region: 670-4869 (1399 amino acids)
Biological process (GO): signaling
Cellular component (GO): postsynaptic specialization; glutamatergic synapse
Molecular function (GO): molecular adaptor activity
Source: RefSeq, a predicted model, not a curated record